This is a messenger RNA of Lindgomyces ingoldianus, 1004 nucleotides long. RefSeq lists its product as uncharacterized. Lineage: Eukaryota; Fungi; Ascomycota; Dothideomycetes; Pleosporales; Lindgomycetaceae. The record is from RefSeq and is a predicted model, not a curated record. The transcript has 2 exons. Bases 49 to 921 code for a protein of 290 amino acids.
CACGUUUCGACCUUGCUUCUGGAUAAUAUCUAAAUACUAACUGGGUCCAUGGCGUGGAGAGCGUUCCUUGGCACGAACUCGUCACGGAGAAUUGGCCUUGUUCUUGGGUAUGGAUCGCCUCGUUUGUCUAUCACAUCAAAUCGGAGCUGGAAACAAUCAGCCGUUAAUGCAACUCGGAGUUUUCACGGGGGGAGCGGCUCGGAUCCGGGUGCUAAUCAGGGCAUAAGUGCUUUGGUUCAUUCAAUUAGCGCGAAUAUGUCUGCCCGGGUAACUCAUGGGCCAGAAUGCUUUUAUCACGACGAUGAAGACGAGGAUUUAGAAGAGGAAGAAAACCCCGGAAAAAGAAGAGUACGAGAUCUUCGCGACGAAAUUGUCCUAGAGCUUGAUUGCGACUCAUUAGAAUCUACCGCCAUUGCACUCAAGAAACGACUUCAACUGCACUGCGAUGGCCAGGACUCAGAACCGUGCCAGCAUCUCAACGCCCUCCAGACACUGUUGACCAAGCUCGCCGCCACAAAAGAUCCACUUCCAAAAUACGAUAGUCCAUCGGAUUACUUAGAUAUUUUCUCAAAAAUUGCACUGGCAUUAAAUGCUAGGUCAGAGUUCCCUAUCAGGCUGAUAUCGGUGAAAGAGGUAGAAGAUCUCCGCGAGAUCGAGAGGAUCGCAGACACCAUCUCCCGCAUAGCUCUUCUUAAUGCCGCUAUAGGAGGGUUGAAGGGUUCGAUUUCGCGCGAUGUGAUCCACCACAUAUACGACAACGAUGGAAGUCUAUCUACGCUUGCCCGGAUAGUUAAUGGUGCGCUUCUUGAUGCUAAAGAUUUUAUUCCUCGGAAACAGUGGUUUACGGCCGAAGAAGAGGAUAGAAUUCUUGCUGUUUUGAAGCUGAUACUUAAAGAGAAAGGUCGGCGCAACUGGCUGUGAAGAAUGGAUAAGGUCAAUAGCGUUAGGGGAUGCUUGGAAAUUCGCUGCUUGUAAACCAGGAGACACCCAUAUCGCCAAAUGCA